UUUUUUUUCAACCAAAAAAAAUCAUCCCAUUUAGAUUACUCGUCUUUUGUUUAUAAAAUAAGGAAAUAAAAUCAUUUGACAAUUUAAUAAAAUUUAAUAAUAUUGUGAAAAAAAGAAAAAAAUGUCAAUUAGAUGUUUUUGAAGCAGUGAAAAUUUUAUUAGGUCAGGGGAAAUAGUGCCAUCAUUGUCUUGAAAGAAUAAAUAAAAAAAUGUUUGUUAAUGUAAAUGAAAAUAAACGGAGGAAACUAUCAUCCUCCAACUGGGAUUCAAGUAAUGGACCUAAGACAAGAUCACAAAUUACAUCACUCACAUUGGAUACAUUGCCUCCAGAAGUUUUGGAAAUGAUUAUAAAAUUGCUACCCUACCAAACUGUGGCAUCAUCUGUUCGUCUUAUUUCUAGGCAUUGUAUGGCUAUUGCAACUUCAGUUUUAAAUGGUGCAUUUUUUUCAAUGGGCCAGCGUUUAAGCUACGCACUUUCAUGUGCUAAUACAAAAAAAUUAACGAUAAAAAAUGUACCAGAUAUUCUUAUAUGCAGUAGAACUUAUGACAUAUUAGAAUCAUUAAAUGCUCAAUGGCGAAUGCUAAGAACAAUAACAUGGCGUUAUACUCAUCCACCAAGACCGGAUAGAUUUUAUCGUUUAUGUUUUUAUGCUGGUGAUCUUCUUGACAGACUUCAUUAUCUUAUUUAUCUUGCUUGGUAUAAUCCAGUUGUUUUACUUGGAUUAAAUACACCUGAUUCUGAUGUUCAUAAUUUUUGUAUUCUUUGCAAACGUUUUAUGAAUUAUUUUGAAAAAUAUUCAGAAAAAAAGCUCAAUAGAUCUGCAUUGAUAUCAGGCUGCAAAAUUGUUGAUAUAUUGGAUUGCUUGAUUGAAGGACGACAAGUAUUAUCUUAUCGUUUGACAAAAGGACGUGGUAAUCGUGACAGUAUUGUUUGUAUGCAAAUACAAUAUGCCAUACCACGUGCUUGGUUCACAUGUCUUUCAGUACCAUGUGCUUUUAAUGAAAAUUCUUGGAGAGAUGCACAACGUUUUAUGUAUUUACGAUUACGUCGACUUGUUGGAAGUGUAAAUGAACAUCAUUUAGAACGUGUACAUUAUCAACGACGACUUGAUCUUAAUUUGCCAUUAUUAGAUACACCAAGAAGACCAAUGCCAUCAACCUAUUCUGGUUAUGGAGAAUAUGGUGGACAAUUUUUUUACUAUGGUAAUAUGAAUAAAUAUGCUUAUGUAAGUAAACAACGACACGGAAUAAUUGAUUACAAUGAUAAUGGUAAUGAAUCAAAAGAUAAUAGAACAACAAAAAAUUGCAAAUUAAUCAUAACAAUUGAAUUACGUUGUUCAAUUGAACUUGCUCCACUUGCUGUUAGAUCACAACUUAAAUCUGAUGAUAUUGAUAAUAGUCUUCCACUGUCACAUGAUCCUGAACUAUAUAUAAAAAUGAAUGUCGCUUGCCCAGCAUCAAUUAACAAUCGACUACCAUCACAUUUUACAUGGGAACAACGAGCAUCACCACGUCGACAUAGAUAUCGUUCUCUUGCUCUUUGAUUUUAAUAUUUUAUACUUUAUUUUGUUUUUUUUUUUUUUUGGACCAAUUUUUAAAAAGAAUAAAUAAAAACAAAAUAUAUGAAUA
Molecule: messenger RNA, 1629 nt
Organism: Aphidius gifuensis
Lineage: Eukaryota; Metazoa; Arthropoda; Insecta; Hymenoptera; Braconidae
Exons: 3
Coding region: 210-1544 (444 amino acids)
Molecular function (GO): protein binding
Source: RefSeq, a predicted model, not a curated record